AUGUCUUACAAGACGUCGUCGUCGGUCGUGGUCGCCGCCGCCUUUAUCGCUUUGUUCGUCCCAUUCGUUUCCUGUUUCACAGCUUCUGACGAAAUCUUACCCAAAUUGGUGAUUGAUGAUAAACUUAGUGGAUAUCAUGGCUUAGUAAAAGAAAAUGAAACGCUUGUUGAAGUUGUUCCAGAAAUUUAUGCCAUUGGUGAUGUUUGUAAUUUCAACAUAGUUAACAAACAUCAUGGAGAAGCACCUUUUGAAAUCAUUCUUCGUCCAAAUGGUUAUGCUGAACUUCGAGCUCGCAAAACUUUAAACUGUGAGAAACGUAAAACGUAUAAAUUUGAAAUUGCUGCAGUUUCAUGUUCCGGUUUGAUAUCGGAUAAUGUUACUGUGCAUAUAACUGUGGUUGACAUCAAUGAAUAUGCUCCACUGUUCUUAGAUGCAUCUUAUGUUAAAGAUGUUGAUGAAGGCCAGUUGUAUGAAGAGAUAAUACGAGUAGAAGCCACAGACCGUGAUUGCACUCCACGUUUUGGUGACAUUUGCAAAUAUGACAUACUUAAUGAUGAUCAACCUUUCACUAUUAACAAUGAAGGAAGUAUCAGAAAUACUGAACCAUUAGACUAUGACAGAAGUCAUAAUUACAUAUUGUCAGUGGUUGCUUAUGACUGUGGCAUGAAGCAGUCUGCUCCUGUUAUGGUCACUAUUAAGGUGAAUCGAAUUUGCAAAUUGGGUUGGAAAAGUAUCCCAGAAGAAAUUGAUUACUAUCCUACUUCCGGUCGUAAAGAUUUGUUUCCUAAUGCACAGUUAAGACUAUGUGAUGAUCCAUGCCACGUGAAAAAUGUUAAUGCUAAGCUGACUCUAGCAACAUCGCAUAUUGGUAAAGGUUGCGACCGUGAUACUUACUCUGUUCAAAGCCAAAGAAAACUUUGUGGAGCAAGUGAAGAAAGUGUAGAACUUUUACCCGCUAACCAUGUACCUUUAUCUGCUGGAAACGCAAUUAAACAUGACGAAGGUCGUGAAUCUGAUCAGAUGUAUGAGUUUGAUGGCAGUAGCACUGCUGUUGCUAUACCCAAUGACGUUCUUGACCAUGGCUUAUCAUCGGCAUUCACUAUUUCUACAUGGAUGAAACAUAAGCCUAUGCCACACCAAGAUAAGCAUGUUAAAGAACACAUUUUAUGUUCUGCUGAUGACCACAAAAUGAAUCGUCAUCACUAUGCUUGGUUUGUACGAAAUUGUCGUCUUAUACUACUUUUAAGACGUGAUUUUUCGCAAGGAGAUUUGAAUAUCUUUAGACCAGCUGAAUGGAGAUGGAAAAUUCCACAGGUAUGUGACAAUGAAUGGCAUCACUAUGCUGUGUCAGUACAAUUCCCCAAUGUACAAUUAUACAUUGAUGGAGUACUAUUUAAAUCUGAAAACAAAAAUCCGGAAGUUAUUGAUGAUUGGCCUUUGCAUCCAACUAAGGGUAUUAAUACUACUUUGACUGUUGGAGCCUGUUGGCAAGGUUCAGAAAAUAAAAUGAAACAUCAUCUUCGAGGAUAUUUGGCUGGCUUAUCAGUACUUUUGCAUCAACUUGAGAAACCAGAAGUACUUGCAUGCUUACAUAAAUGUAAAGAAAGUCUAGAAGUUCCUGCAAUGGAGUUGUUGGAACCUGGAAUGGAACUGCUAACUAACAGUGAGUUAACUGAAUUAUCAAUUGAGGGUGAUAACAAGACAAAUUUGGAAGUAUUGGUGAGGAAAAUUGGUUAUUCUAAUAGCCGUGACUAUCCAACUCCCGGUAGACGUAAUCUUCACUUAACUACAUCUCUUAUUUGUGAGGGUGGUCGAGAAGUCAAGAUGCCUCCUGCUGAAAGCUAUAUAAUGGUCCACCGACCUCAACAACCUAAUAUUAUCAUUAACGGUACAAAUACAGUACCUAGAGAAUACCAUGAAUUUAGACAGGGUGUACAAGUUUUCCCUGAUCUUGCCAUUAGCAUUGAACCGGAAAGUUAUGAUUACGAAUCUAAAAAUCCUGAAUUGACAAAUGUAUUAGAGCGUCGUGUGGAUUCCUGUAUAAUAUCUGUUUAUCCUUCACUGAAUCCUGACCAUGAGACAUUAACUAUUCCUGCUGACAUGUUGGCUAAAUUCGGAAUUUCAGCUAAAGUUUCUAAAGACGGUGUAGCUUUCAACAAUGCUGAUAUUGUAUUCCAUUAUCAAGAAGCUCUACGUGAUGUCCAUUAUACCAACUUCAAGCCUGCAUACUAUCUAAAUCGUCAAUUCAAAUUGGUCUGUUCAGAAAUGAAUGGGAGGUUUUUGAGUAAUGAAUACAUACAAACUUUAACUGUAGUCCAUCCAAAAUCUCCGACCAUUGUUUACACUACUACUACAACACUUCCGACAACUGCUCUACCUGCUGCUUCAUUAGUAGAAGAAAAUGAUGCUGAACCAAAACCAGCUCAUGCUCAAGUUGUUCAACAUUCCGUAGAAGCAAAACAAGCACAAACUAUAUUUGGAAAUUACUUGGAUGGAUCUAUUGAUGAACGGGCACAAGCUAUUGUCACUGGUGGUGGACAUGCUGUUACAAUUAUCAUUGUAGUGUGCGUUGGAUUUUUAGUUUUAAUGAUUACAUUAGGCAUUGUGCGUAUUAAGGCCGCUCACCAAAAAGCAUCACAGGAUGAAGUCCAGGACACAGAGAUGGCUUGGGAUGACUCAGCUCUUAAUAUUACCAUAAACCCUAUGGAGCAAUUGGAAUGUGAUGGCAGUGGUGCAGCUGGUGGUGCGUUAUCAGCUGGCAAACAUAGGCAUGCUGAAAAUGAAGACGAUUCUUCUGAUGACAAUAUGAGUUAUGAUUAUGAUGAUAGCUCAGAUGAUGGUGGUGGCAAUGAAGAAGAUGACGGUCUACACAGAGGCUGUGCACCUCGUUUAGAAUGGGAUCAUUCUACCAUGUCUAUCUAA
Macrosiphum euphorbiae (potato aphid) is the source of this 2922-nucleotide messenger RNA. NCBI's taxonomy places the organism in Eukaryota, Metazoa, Arthropoda, Insecta, Hemiptera, Aphididae. The record is from the annotation of a GenBank genome assembly.